Anisakis simplex (herring worm) is the source of this 153-nucleotide messenger RNA. Lineage: Eukaryota; Metazoa; Nematoda; Chromadorea; Rhabditida; Anisakidae. The record is from the annotation of a GenBank genome assembly.
GCACGAACACAAGAAUCCACGAGAGUGAUACACAUGGGAUGGGAGGAUGUAUGCGAGGAUUACGAUGAAUUUUUGGUCAGAGCACAAGUAGUGAAUGUUGUGGACGACGCUAGCUGGAUGGAUGGAUGGAUGGAUGCUGUGGAUGCUGAAUGA